Messenger RNA from Fusarium subglutinans, 801 nucleotides. RefSeq lists its product as uncharacterized. NCBI's taxonomy places the organism in Eukaryota, Fungi, Ascomycota, Sordariomycetes, Hypocreales, Nectriaceae. Bases 1 to 801 code for a protein of 266 amino acids. The record is from RefSeq and is a predicted model, not a curated record. The transcript is spliced from 2 exons.
AUGGCAAACGCUCAGAAUGCUGGCCUUUCUGGCACCCCACCUGACCCAAAUAUCCGGUUUUUCGUCUACUUGGACGAGUCCAACUUCCGAAUCAGUGGUGAGGCUGAGAACAAGAAGCGCCGUGGACUUCAUCCCAAAGCCCCUUUGAGCUGGCAUUACGAUAUCCGCGUGCUCAAGGGUAUCAUCCGCAAACACUCCGCGAUGAACGUGGACAAGAAGUUAAAGUUCAUGGUUUAUGGAUCUAAUAUCGAGCAUGGCCUUGUUCAUCAAGAUUUGGAGCUUCAUACUUCAAAGUCUGCUGUGUUCGCCAUUAUUUCUGGUGACAGCGACAUGAGACCUGCAGUCAGACUUGCUUCUCAAUACGGGCAUACUGUGCACGUCUGGGCUUGGGAAGACUCGUUGUCAGGUGUAUACCGAGAACUUGAGCGACAAGGCCUCAUCAGCCUCCAUCUUCUUGACGGGUUCCUGGAUGAUCUUACUAUGCGCAACACUGAUAUCCCUGUAGGGAAUGCGUCUAUCCCUCGUAAUGGCAUCGUACUUCCCAAUCACUGGAAGAGCUCUCUUAAGAUUCUCGAUGGAAUGAGCCACGAGCUAACUCAAGGCAAAUUCGUGUCGGUAAAGAGAUCAAAUGAUGGGAGAAAUUACUGCACCGAUGUUGCUUUUUUGCUUCAUAACGGCCUUCCGAAUCAGGAUGUCUUAUUUCGAUGUGUGCUGAAGAACCUCCAAGAUCAAGGACUGCAUGCCAUGAGCUUCGUGGAGUAUUUCUAUGGCUCAACCCAGCUCGAGGUUCUUGGCCCUUGA